AUGGAAUCAGAUCAUGAAGAUCUUGGAGGUGAAGUUUUCACAUGGGGCUCAGGUGAAAUGGGACAGCUAGGAUUUUCACCAAUCGAAGUCGCACAACUGCCAAAAGAUUCAGAAAGUUUUCCAUAUCAGCCUUUUCCAGUCCCAAUAAGAACUCUGUCAGGCUAUGUUAUCACCCAAGUAGCCGGUGGCGAUGGCCACUCGCUUGCAGUUACAAGUAAUGGCCGGGUUUAUUCAUGGGGUGCAAGUGCGUGUGGCCAGCUCGGACUAAGCGAUAUAGAUCAAAUGCCAAAAGAUUCUGAAGGAUAUCCCUAUCAUCCAGAGCCCAGACUUACAGAAGGACUUUUAGAUUUCAAAAUUGUUUUGGUUUCUUGUGGAGACGCACAUACAGCUGCACUCACAUCAGAAGGAAUUGUUCUUACAUGAGGUGGGGGAGGCUGUGGACAACUAGGCCAUCCAGAUACUUUAAAUAUGCCAAAAGAUGAUGAUGGAUGCCCGUUUCAGCCGGAGCCGAGGAUAGUGGACUCUUUAAAUGUAUCAAUAAAACAUAUAAGCUGUGGAAAAGCGCAUACAGUCGCAAUAAGUGAAGAAGGACUUAUGUAUACGUGAGGAGCUGGGGCAUGUGGACAACUGGGACAUCCGGAUACGUCGGUGUUUCCUUUGGAUGAAGAUGGGUAUCCAUAUCAUCCAGUCCCGAAAUUAGUAUCUGCACUUAGAGCUUAUAAGCUGAAAAUGGCAGCUUGUGGAGAUGUACAUACUCUGGCUCUAUCAGAAGAAGGAAGCUUAUAUUGCUUUGGGGGUGGGAGUUUCGGCCAAUUAGGUUUAGGAAACAUAAAAAACUUGCCUGUAGAUGUUGAUGAUUGCCCGUUUAUGCCGAUUCCUAAACAAAUAGAAACUCUUAAAAAAACAAAAAUUUCAUAUAUUGCAUGUGGAGAUUCUCAUAGUAUGGCUGUUACAGUAAAUGGAGAACUAUAUGGCUGGGGAGCUGCAGCUUGUGGGCAACUAGGCAUUGAAGAUACAGCCUAUUUACCAAAAGAUCAAGAAGAGUCUCCUUAUGAACCUUUGCCUAGACUGAUUACAGAGCUAAAAGGGAAAAUCGUUACUUCAGUCGCAUGUGGAGAAGCCCAUACUUUGGUACUCACAGACCGAGGAGUACUAUAUAGCUUUGGUGCUUCAAGUUGUGGGCAACUAGGACUUCUACAGCAAGAUCUCACAGACAACACAAAAAGAAGGAUUGCAAGAUCUAUACGAGACUCCGAACAAAAAUCAGUUAAUUAUCAGCCGACGCCUAAACUAAUAUCUCAAUUGCUAUCUAGAAAAGUUUUAGCUAUCGCCUGCGGAGGUGUUCAUAAUAUUGUUAUAGCAGAGCCAUCACCCCAAUCGCUUGCUGCAGAUUUGUAUUCUUCAUUCAAACAAGGGCUAUUUACAGAUGUGAAUUUUGUGUUUAAAGUAGGAUCAAGAGAAGAAAUCAUAAGUUGCCAUAAGAUUGUGCUUGCAAGUCGUUCUGACUAUUUUAAGCAAUUAUUAAAAAAUACGUCGACGAUAGAAAUGACGUAUUCAAAAGAAGCAUUCAGCAAAGUAAUUGAGUAUAUCUAUUUGGACGAUAUGGAAAUUCUACUGGAAACAAUAUCAUCUUGCAAAUCUUAUGACCAAGUUGUAGAACUCUUAGAAUUAGCAAAUAAUUUUAAAUUAAGUGAACUGCAAAAAGCCUGCCAAACCCAUCUAAUGCAAAUUUUAAGACCCUAUAUACCAGAUCCUUUGCCAAUAGACCAUGGAAAUAAUUUGAAAGGGCUAAUAUUCUUGCCUGAUGGGCGAGCUGCAAUUUUACCAUCAGCUGCUUAUCAAAGAAUGCUAUCAGAGUCCAUAAUGCUUGAUACUAGAGACCAAAAUUCUCCUGAAGUGGAGCCUAGGCUGUAUCCAUUGGGUAUGAAUUUGCUUAAAGAGCUAAAUUCUCCCGAAUUCAGCGAUGUCACUUUAAUUGUUGAAGGAAAGCCUAUUUAUGCUCAUAGAGUCAUAAUUGCUGCACAAAGUCAAUAUUUUUCUGCUUUAUAUAGCCAUGGAUUUCGAGAAGCUAGAGAAGGGAUAGUUGAAAUUGGAGAUGUUACAUAUAAUGGAAUGAUGAAUUUAUUAAGGUAUUGCUAUAGUGAUGAACUACAAAUCGACCUAGAUACAGUUCUUGAUUUGUUUACAUUGUGUGAAAGAUUUUCUGGGCUCAGCAAAUUUAUCCAAAACAUCAGGAAGCUGGCUUUGAGAAAAAUUUCUGAAAGUCGUUUUAGCAAGAAAACCAUGAAGUCUGUUUUUGGAAAAAAUAGUUAAGUCGAAUAAAAUAAACUUUUAAUAGAAAAUUUUAACCGACUUGCAAUGGUUUUCAUUUAAUAGACAUGGAUAAAUGGUAUGAAGUCGGAGAAGCAAAAUACUAGCGUGACUGAGAAAUGAAAAAUAGCAGAGUUGGAGAUAAGAAAUCUACAUAAGUCGCGAUCUUAGGUUAUCGGCAAGUUGGUGCUAAAAUUAACGGAAAUUUUGAUGAACCCUACCAAGUCUUCAAUAUAAAACCAAUACAAGUCGAGUAAUUAAAAUAUGAUCAGAUCAAUUAAUCUAAAUUUAAAAAAAAACACCAUUUUCUUAUAUUUUUUCGAUAAUGUAAAAUAUAUAUAAAUUUCAGUGUCGUGAUUAUGAAACCAUUUAUAGUAGAGAAAUUAAAACUGUAGCAGGUAGGCUAUGAGAAAUAUUAGGAAGUCGUUGCGAGUUUUAGUAUCCAAUAAAAUAAGUAUAGUCGAUUAAAAAAAAAAUAAUUAAAUUAAAAUCUUUGAUUGGGGGUCUUAAAAUAAGGCAUAUAAAAUUAAAUAUGAAUCCAAGAUUUACUCACCCUCUUUACGGCAAUUUCGCAGAGAUACUCAGAACUGAAGAUAACGCAAUAAAUUGGUGCCAAGAAGUGAAAAUAAUGCAGCCAAACAUUUGUGAUAUAUGCCAUAAUCCAUGACUCUCUUAUUGAAAUGGAGGAUCUAUGUUUCUACGUUGUACUUUAUGCAAUUUAAGUUUUUCAAUUCGAAGAAGAUCCAUAUUUUUCCCAAUCAAGACUCUCAAUAAGCAAGAUGGUUAGGUUAAUUUUCCAUUGUUUCGUCCGAGAACAGUCCAUGAUAACUAUUGUUGAAGACAGCGAAAUAUCAAAAGAUGCUGUUAUAAAGCUGUUUAAAAAGCUGAGAGCUUUAAUAAGUGAACAUGAGAUUGAAAAUUAUUUUACUGAUAAUCAGCUUGGAAUAGAAGAUGAAGAUGGCAAGAUCAUCCAACUGUAGAACUUGAUGAAACUCAUAUUAUGACUAUGGAUCAUGAUCCCAAAUGGCUAUUUCGGAAUUUUUUGACAGAGGAACAGAAGACUAUAGAUUUUACUAUGUAGGCAACGAUAGAACUUGGGAAAAUUUAUCAGGAUAUAUUCUAAAUGCAGUAUCAAACGAUCAAACGAAUGCUACAGAAGUAUUUACAGAUGGCUGAGCAGCUUACAGACAGCUUCCAACAUUAGGAUAUCGUCAUUCAAUUGUUUUUCAUAAUCAAGACUUUGGAAUUGGAAGGCAAACAACUAAUCAUAUUGAAAACGUUUGGAGCAGGCUAAAAAGACUAAAGGCUUAUAGAAAUGGUUUUCGCCCAAAAAAUGAAAAAGAUUUGGAUAAUUACUGUAUGUUUUUUUAUUGGCUUCUCAAACUAAAAAAUAUACCAGAAAGAAUAGACUCAUUGAUACAAAUUUUAAAUAUCUCUAAAUUUUAAUUUAAUUAUUUUUUUUAAUCGACUAUACUUAUUUUAUUGGAUACUAAAACUCGCAACGACUUCCUAAUAUUUCUCAUAGCCUACCUGCUACAGUUUUAAUUUCUCUACUAUAAAUGGUUUCAUAAUCACGACACUGAAAUUUAUAUAUAUUUUACAUUAUCGAAAAAAUAUAUAAGAAAAUGGUGUUUUUUUUUUUUUAAAUUUAGAUUAAUUGAUCUGAUCAUAUUUUAAUUACUCGACUUGUAUUGGUUUUAUAUUGAAGACUUGGUAGGGUUCAUCAAAAUUUCCGUUAAUUUUAGCACCAACUUGCCGAUAACCUAAGAUCGCGACUUAUGUAGAUUUCUUAUCUCCAACUCUGCUAUUUUUCAUUUCUCAGUCACGCUAGUAUUUUGCUUCUCCGACUUCAUACCAUUUAUCCAUGUCUAUUAAAUGAAACCAUUGCAAGUCGGUUAAAAUUUUCUAUUAAAAGUUUAUUUUAUUCGACUUAACUAUUUUUUUUCCAAAAACAGACUUCAUGGUUUCUUGCUAAAACGACUUUCAGAAAUUUCUCAAAGCCAGCUUCCUGAUGUUUUGGAUAAAUUUGCUGAACCGAUUUUCUGUGCCUGGAGUGAAACAAAGAGGCGAAUUCCAGCUUGUGCCCAGUUUGAGCGUUGAAAGAGCUGCACAACUGUUUAAGUAUGCCAAAAAUUUCCAAUGCGGACGGCUAAAGGAGAUUUGUUUAGUGUAUAUUGAAGAGCACUUUAAUCAAGUUAUUGGAACGCAGGCUUUCGAGGAUCUUGAUAAAGAUAGCAUUUUGGAAAUUAUGAGAUUUAAUAAAUGCUAUAGAUAA
Molecule: messenger RNA, 4585 nt
Organism: Blepharisma stoltei
Lineage: Eukaryota; Ciliophora; Heterotrichea; Heterotrichida; Blepharismidae
Source: the annotation of a GenBank genome assembly